Paramecium pentaurelia is the source of this 5566-nucleotide messenger RNA. NCBI's taxonomy places the organism in Eukaryota, Ciliophora, Oligohymenophorea, Peniculida, Parameciidae. The record is from the annotation of a GenBank genome assembly.
AUGAACUAAUUAACUGCUCUCUAUAUAAGUGUUACAAUAUUGAUAUCAAAGGCCUAUAAUUUAAAUAAGGUAAGUUUAAUUCAUAGAAAUUAAUAAGAAUAAGAGGAUAAUUCAUAAAUAAACUAUUGUUAACUGAAUUAGAUAAAAAUAGAUGAAAUAUGUUAAAGUAGAAGUAAUACAAUAAAUUAGAUUGCCAUUUCAGUUGUUAAUAAUGUUAUGGAAUAGGAUAGGAUAAAUGUAUUUCUUGUAAUAAUGUUGCGAAAAGAACAUUAUGGAAUAAUCAAUGCAUAUGUAUGAUAUCAUACUAUGAAAAUGAACAAUAAUCAGUCUGUUAGGGUAAAUUUAUAAAAGUAAUAAAAAGAAUGCCAUAAAUCUUGUAAAAGUUGUUAAGGAUCAAGUGCUAAUGAUUGUUUAAGUUGUUAUGAAGCUUAUGAAAUAGUGAAUGGAAACUGUGUAUGCAACUUAGGUUAUUUUUAUGAUUAUGACAAUAUGGAAUGCAGAUGUAUUAAAUUAUUAUAAAAAUUAGAAUGUCAUUUUAGUUGUGAAUAUUGUAGUGGUUAUGGAAUUGAUAAUUGUUUAAAAUGUCUGAUUAAUUCAUAUAGAUCAUAAAUAAAUAAUAAAUGUUUGUGUAAUGAUGGGUAUUAUGAAAUAGAAGGUGAUCCUGUUUGUAAAAGUAAAGAAUUUAUUUUAUUAAAGAAUGCCAUACAAAUUGUAAUACUUGUAGUGAAUAUGAAAAUUGUUUAAGUUGUUCAAGUGAUAAAUUAUUAUUAAAUAAUGAAUGCGUUUGUUAAACAAAUUAAUUUUUGUUCAAAUCAAAGUUCUUUUCAUCUUGCAAAUGUAAUAAAUAUUAUAUUUACUUAGCUUGUAAUAAGAGAUGCUUAUCUUGUUUUGGAUAAUUAGAAUAUUAAUGUUUAAGUUGUGGAAUACAUAGUACUUUAUAAUUAAACAAUUCAUGUUUAUGUGAUUCUGGUUAUUACCUUAUAAAUGAUUAAUGCUAAAUAUGUGAUUCAAAUUGUUUAACUUGUGCAUAUAGUAAUACACAUUGUUAAAGUUGUAAUACAAAUUAUGUUUUAUAAACAAAUAAUAUUUGCUGUCAUAUAUCAAAUAUCUUUGUUAAUAAUCAAUGUGCAUGCACUAGUACAUAAUAUAAAGAUUCAAGUGGAAUUUGUUAAUGUAAUUAUUAAAUGUAAUUAUUUGAGAAUGUGCAUUGGAAUGUUUGACUUGUAGUGGUAUUAAUUGUGAUGAAUGUUCAAAUAAAUUAUAUUAUGGAUUAUCUUGUAACUCUUCAUCUGCUUUACCAUCAAAUUGUAAUUUUUUUGAUAUAAGUGGGAAUUGUGCAUAAUGUGUUAAUAAUUAUUAAUUAAGUUCCUCAAAAGUUUGUGAAUGUAAUCUUCCAAAUUAUGUUAUCAUUUCAGGAAAUAAUUGUAUAAGUAAGAAAUUAAGAAUACUAAGAUUGUUCCACAUUUAAAAGUAAUUGUACAAAUUGUAAUUCAUCUGGAUGUACAUAAUGUGAUUCAUCAUAUUAUGUCUCAUCAGGAGAUUGUGUAUCUUGUGGAUCUAAUUGUUAAUCAUGUUCAUCAUCUUCAGCAUGUAAUAAUUGUAUAAGUGGUACUUUUGGAUCAACAUGUAUAUCAUGUCAUUAAACUUGUAUGAAUUGUUCAAAUGUUGGUGCUAGUAAUUGUACUUAAUGUAAAAAUAAUGCCCAUUAAGAUUCAUCAGGUAUGACUUUUGGUUGUGUUUGUAAUUCACAUUAUUAUAUGGAUGUAGAUUCUAAUUGUUAAAGUUGUGAUUAAACUUGUGAUGAAUGUUCUUCUAUAAAUACUCAUUGUACAUAAUGCAAUUCUACUUAUAAGAGAAUUCUUAGUAGUAAUAGUUGUAUUUGUGAUACUAUUAAUGGAUUUUAAGAUUUAGGAACUCUUUAAUGUUAUAAUAUUGAUUGUGGUUUUGGAUGUGCUAAUUGUGUAUUUGUAACUCCAGGAUUCAUUUGCAAUUCUUGUAUGGGAACUGAAACAUUUAGAAGAAAUGAUCCAUCAUCAAAUUGUCCAUGUGAGGAUGGAUAUUAUGAUGUUUAAUCAAGAAUUUGUUUAUGUAUCUUUAUUAAUUUUUACUUUAGAAUGUCCAUAUUAAUGUUCUACAUGUUAAUUAGAUCCAUUUUCUAAUUUACCUGUUUGCAUAAAUUGCUAAAUUAAUAGAGAUAUAAAUGAUUUCUGUAGAUGUGCAAAAGGAUUUUAUGAAAGUGGAACUAAUUGUAUUACUUGUCCUUCUAAUUGUUCUAAUUGUAUAAAUUAAGAUCGUUGUAUCUAAUGUUAAAAUAACAAUUUUGAUCAUGAUAAAAUAAAUGGAAAAUGUUUAUGUAAUCUUACUAAUUUUAGUAAUAAAUAUAAUUGUACAUGUUUAAAUGGAUACUAUCUUAAUAAUAUUAAUAAAAAAUGUUUACGUAAUUUAUUAAAUUAAUUAAUUAUAGCUUGUCAUUCUAAUUGUAAUACUUGUAUAUAUUCAGCUACUAAUUGUAUAAUAUGUAAUGAUUAUCAUGCUUAUCCACCAAAUUGUGAAUGUUCUCCUGGAUUUUAUUUAUAAGAUUCUUAAUGUUUACCUUGUAUUAAUAAUUGUUUUAAAUGCAAAUCCUAAUCUGAAUGUCUAGAUUGUUCAAAUUAAAUGUAAUUAAUCAAUAAUAAAUGUUAUUGUUAAAAUGGAUAUUUCAAUUUACCUAAUUCUUAUGAAUGUCAACCUUGUUCUAAUUAAUGUUCUACUUGUAGAUAUUCAAUUAAUAAUUGUACAUCAUGUAAAUUCAAUAGAAUUUUACCUUAAAAAUGUAUAUGUCCUAAUGGAACUUAUGAAAUUGAUGUAUAUACACCAUGUAAUGAUUGUGAUAAUAAAUGUAAGCUUUGUGAAAUAUCUUCUAAUAAUUGUUUAUAAUGUUCUAUUAAUAGAGCAAAUCCUCCAACUUGUGAUUGUAUUAUUGGAUAUUUUGAAGAUGAUUAAUAAACCUGUUAAUAAUGUAAUAAAAGAUGUAAAUCAUGUUAAAAUACUUCUGAAAUAUGUAUUGAAUGUAAAAUGAAUAUUGCUACUCCACCAGAUUGUAUAUGUCCAGAUGGUUAUUAUUAUGAAUCAGAAUAAGGUUGUGUUUAAUGUCAUUUUAGAUGUAAAACUUGUAUUGGCUCAAAUGAAUAUAAUUGUUUAUCAUGUGAUGAAUCUAAAAAUUUUGAACUUCUCUAUAAUAAAUGUGUUUGCUAAAAAAAUUAUUAUUUUCAAAAUGAUGUUUGUAUUUAAUGUACUAUUGAAAUUGAACUAUGUUAAACUAUCUAAUGUGGAAAUGGUAUAAUUUAGAAGAAUGAAUAAUGUGAUGAUUGGAAUAAUGAUGAUAGAGAUGGUUGUUCUAAUAAUUGUAAAUUUGAAGAAGGAUAUUUUUGUGAAUCUAUACCUAAUACAAACCUUCAUAUUUCUAUUAAGAUGACUUAAUGUACUAAAUGUGUUGAAAAUUGUAAAAUCUGUAGUAAAAACAAAUGUUAAAUUUGCUAAAGUGGUUACUUUAUCACUCCUAAUUUUGACUGUUAAAAAUGCGAGUAAAUCUUAAUUAUAAUAAUUUCAUAGUUUUCAUUGUAAAGAGUGUUCUGGAGCAUAAUAAAAAGAUUGUUUAUCUUGUAUCAAAGGAAUUGAUUAUGGUUUGGGUAAAAAGUGUGCUUUUUGUGAAGAAACUUAAGGAUUAUAUACAAAUAAAUAAAAGUGUGUUUCAAAGUGUGGAGAUGGAAUUAAAAUAUAUGAUGAAUAAUGUGAUGAUGGAAAUAUAAUUAAUAAAGAUGGAUGCUCAGAAAAAUGUAAAAUUGAAGAAGAUUGGGAUUGUUCAAAAUAAAUAAAUACAAUAAGUUCUUGUUAUAAAUUAAAUGUACCAAUAGCUUCUAUUACUUUUAACAGAGUAAAAGAUUUUUAUUAAUCUUAAAGAUAAGGAUCUAUUAAAUUUAAUAAAAUUAUGACAAUACCUAAUUCAUCUAUAAUAAAUGCAUGGAAGUAUAGUCUACUUAAUUAAACAACAUCAUAUUACACUAUUAAUUUAACUGCUCUUUUAGAUUUAGAUGGUUAUUUGGAAUCUGUUUAAAUUGAUUUGAAAUUACUUAAAUCCAUGUCUUAAAUUAUAUUUCAAGUUGAUUUUACAACUUUUAUUAUUAAUGAUGCCAUAGAUCAAUUUCCAUUAAAAACUACUAAUCUUUCAGUAGAAUUGACUAAAUACAUUUAACUUGGAUAAGAUACUUUGAGCACAUCAAAGGCAUCUAAAUAAUUUGCAUCUUCUGUAUUAUUUAUUUUGGGGGGUGUUUCACUUUUAGGAUUAUUAAUGGGUAGUUUAGAAUUUUAUUGGAAUGUUCUGGAUAAUUUAUAAAUUCUAUCUUAUAUUACCUUUAUUAAUGUUAAUUUCCCAUAUUUACACAAUAAAUUCUUAGAGAUAUUUGAAUUUGCAAGAUUUGAAUUUACAAAUGACUAUUUUAAAUUUGAUAUAGUUUAAAACCUAGAUUAUUAAUAGAAUAAAGAUUAUCCAUUGAUUGUUGAAAAACAAGUAGAAUAUAAUUUAGUGAUCAAUUUGAGUUCAAUUGUAGUUUUAUGGGUUACUCCUAUCAUCUUAUUAAUAUUAGCUAAGAUAAAUUUAUUUAUUAUUCAUGAAAUCUUGAUUAAAAAAUUCAAAAUGUUAUCCCUUUAUCGUUUGGAAAAAAUAAAUAGUCUUACCUAUUUAAUAUAUAAAUUGGUAUACUUUAUUCAUUAUAUCAGCUUGAAAUAUUAUUCCAAUUUCUUUUAUAACAUUAUUCUUAGAAUUUACUUAUCUAGUCUUUAUGAUCUAAACUUUUCAAUUUUCACCUCAGCCUAUUGUUGGCUUUGGAAUUAGAAUCCUAAUUUAAUAGAUUAAAUAUCAUUUAUAGCAGCUAUGUUCCUACUCUUCAUUUAAAUUGCAAUUUUAUUUAUAUUAUCCUCAUCAUUAAAAGUAUCUACUUUUCAAUUAAAAUCUAAAAAAUUUUUAUCUUAAUUUAGUUCCUUAUAUGAAGGAGUUAAUUUUAACAAUUAAAUAAUUAGAUAAAUUUAAUUUCUGUAACCAUUAAGAAAAAUUGUGUUUAUGGGAGCCUUAAUUUUAUUUUAUGAUUAAGCUAUUUUUUAAAUAUCCCUUCUAAUUUCAAUUUAGAUUAUAUCUUCAAUAAUUUAAAUAUCCUAAAAUCCUUAUUUAAAUUAUUUGCAAUCAAUAAAAGGUAUAACUUAAGAAGUAGGAUUAAGUUUAUCUUUAUCAUUAAUCUUAAUUUAUUAUGGUCAAGAUAAAUUGAACUUACUUGACUAAAAUAUAAUUGAAAAGUUGUCAUAUGUUCAUGUAGGAAUAUAUACAUUAAUGCUUUGUAUUAGUCUCAUAAUUGACUUAUACCAAUAAUUAAAGAUCAUUUUUAUUAAAUAUAAAUUAUCUAGGUUUUGCCAAAAGAAAAAUAUCUAGUAAGAAAAAUAAGAUAAUCCUUUCCAAUAAAGUAUAUUUAUAGAUUUAACAUAAUUUUAAAACCAAUAAAAAAAUUAAUAUAGUUUUACUAAUUUUAGAAUUACUUGA